Molecule: messenger RNA, 3281 nt
Organism: Rhododendron vialii
Lineage: Eukaryota; Viridiplantae; Streptophyta; Magnoliopsida; Ericales; Ericaceae
Exons: 3
Coding region: 929-2878 (649 amino acids)
Cellular component (GO): cytoplasm
Molecular function (GO): protein binding
Source: RefSeq, a predicted model, not a curated record
ACUCCCAAACUACCCCUCUGACUCUAUUAUCUUCCAAAACUACCCCUCUGACUCCAAUCUUUCCUAAUGUUGACUCUGCCAUCUCCCUCCAACUUCGACCUUGCCCCAAAUUUAACCUUUCCGCGUUUCUCUCUCUCUCUCUCCACCUCUGUAGACAUGGGUACUCUCCCUCUCUCUAAAAACCUUCUUUGCUUCUCUCUUGUACUAUGAAUACUUGCUGUCUCGGUUCCUUUUCAUGAUUCUGCUUUUGGGUUAUUCCUUUUUAAUACAAACAGUUUUACUGUUUUCUUGAUUGGUGGGGUUUUGUUCUAUGCUUUUCUUCGGGUAUUCCGUUCUUUGGUUCUCAACUUUGUGAGAUUCCCCAGUCCUUCUAGUAUUUCUUUACUAGUCGGUUCUUUCUUUCAACAAAAAAAAAAUUUUACAAAUUCCACUCCCCACAUGCAUGUUCUUGGCCCUUGUCUGAUCUGGAUUGGAUCACAGGGAUCUAUUUGUUAUUUUUCUAAUUGCAGAAGACCAGAAGAGGUGAGAGAAGCAGAGAGGUGGUGGGGUUCACUAACUGAACGAUGAGGGUGUAAUUCCAACUGGGUCUGAUUCAGUUCUGUGAAAAAAGAUUGCGUGGUAUUUUUUUCAAAUUGGUGAUAAUUCGGUCUCCGGGUCUGCUUUAUAUGGUGAAAUCAGUGAUUUGAACUGGUGAACUUGCUGUUUGGGUUGGGGUUGGAACCUAGUACUUGGUCUUAUUGGGAUUUGAGUUUGUAGCAGUUCUCAUUCUUCUUGUUGUGGAAAAGUAGGAACCUGCUAAUUAGUCUCUUUUUGGAUUCAAUUAGUACCUGCUCAUUCAUCACAUAGUACUGAUUUGGGAGAAGGGUUUGCUUACUUCUUGUUGUAGCUUUGGAUGAUUGAGUUGGUUUUGGUUAGUAUUUUCUGAGUGAUGGCGGCUAUAGAUGUUUCCAAGUAUAUUCAUAGUCCUGUGCAUAGGGCCAUAGCCAUGAAAGACUAUGCCAGCCUUAAGAAAAUACUGGCAGGUCUCCCCCGGUUUUGUGACCCUUCCGAGAUUCGCACUGAAUCAACGUCACUUGCGGAAGAACAAAAGGCUGAAGCAAUCUCAGCCGUUAUUGAUAGGCGUGAUGUACCUAAUCGCGAAACCCCUCUCCAUUUGGCUGUCAAGCUUGCCGAUGAGACUUCAACCGAAAUGCUUAUGAUUGCUGGAGCAGAUUGGAGCUUGCAGAAUGAGCAAGGGUGGAGUGCACUCCAAGAAGCCAUAUGUAAUCGACAAGAAGGGAUUGCUAGAAUCAUAGUUAGGCACUACCAGCCAUUGGCUUGGGCAAAAUGGUGUAGAAGGUUGCCGCGGUUGACUGGAACUAUGAGAAGAAUGAGGGAUUUCUACAUGGAAAUUACUUUCCAUUUUGAGAGCUCUGUCAUUCCUUUUAUAUCGCGGAUUGCUCCUUCUGAUACCUACAAAAUCUGGAAAAGGGGUGCGAAUUUGAGGGCGGAUAUGACUUUGGCUGGUUUUGAUGGUUUCAGAAUACAGCGGUCAGAUCAGACGGUUCUUUUUCUUGGCGAUGGGUCUGAGGAUGGAAAAGUGCCUCGUGGGUCCCUUUGCAUGAUAUCGCACAAGGAUAAGGAAGUAAUGAACGCAUUGGACGGCGCUGGUGCUCCUGCCAGCGACACGGAGGUGCAGCAAGAAGUGGCUGCGAUGUCUCAGACAAAUAUAAUCCGUCCGGGGAUAGAUGUGACCGAAGCAGUUCUUUUGCCACAGGUGACGUGGCGGCGACAGGAGAAAACAGAAAUGGUGGGUAUUUGGAAGGCUAAACUGUACGAUAUGCAUAAUGUGGUUGUGAGCAUCAAGUCCAGGAAGGUCCCAGGGGCUAUGACAGAUGACGAGUUAUUCUCGUCCUCGAACGAGAAUGAAACAGAAAGCGAAGAGCUUAAUGAUAUUCUUACAGAAGAGGAGAGAAGGCAACUUGAAGCUGCACUCAAGUUGGAUUCUUCAGAAUUAAGCAAUGAGAAUGGUGAUGGAAUUAUUGCCCACCGCCAUAGUUGUUAUGAGCAACGUGAUAUUCCCAUUGAGGACGUGGGUAGUUCUAGAAAUGGUGAGAAUAAGCAGGAAAAGAAAGGAUGGUUUGGAGGGUGGAGAAAACGGGAUACCAAGAAUGAAGGGCAGAAGAGGACGGCCCCACCAAGAGCUUCGUUAUCUGUGGAAGAGAAUGUUAGCGAUCUUCUUGGGGAUUCACCAUCACAAAGCCAGAACAGACCGGCAAGGCAUUCAGUUUCAGUAGAAAUUGUCAGCGGAAGGGAUGCAAAACCGUAUUCGUCUAUGAACUCUGAGAGUGGGAGCCGACGCAAGGAUGGAAGCCGUGAAAAUGAGUAUAAGAAAGGCUUGAGACCUGUCCUCUGGUUAUGCCCAAACUUUCCUUUGCGGACUGAAGAACUCCUGCCAUUGCUUGACAUACUGGCGAACAAAGUUAAGGCUGUACGUCGCUUGAGGGAACUUCUUACGACAAAACUUCCUUUGGGGACCUUUCCGGUUAAGGUUGCUAUACCAGUGGUUCCCACUGUCAGAGUGUUGGUUACAUUUACGAAGUUUGAGGAGUUACAACCACUGGACGAGUUCGCGACCCCUCCGUCAAGUCCAAGUGCUGCAGGCCGAGAGAGCCCCGCGAUGACGAUGAUGCAGUCCUCGAAUUCAUCGUGGUUUCAGUGGAUAAAAUCCCCUUACCAAAGGCCUAGUUCUUCCACUGGUAGUUCAAGCAGUAAGAUAGAUAAUAUUCAGGAUCCGUUUGCGAUUCCUCCUGAUUACACAUGGAUUACAGCCGAAGCUAAGAAAAAGAAAGCGCAAGAAAAGAGCAAAUCGAAGAAAGCAAGAAAUCAGAAUCAGUAGUACCAAUGGCGAUACUUGUUUCAUUUCCACUUAGUUCACUUUCGUUAUCAACAGUUGGUGGGGGUGCGCUUCUAUAUUGAAACGAUUAUCGUUUGGUAGGGUGAAAAUCUGGUAAAUUAUUGUGGGGGGUAUAAAAAUUGAAAAGAACUGUGGUUCUUACUAAAGCUUGUCACCAAUUUGGAAGAGUGAAUUUGUUUAUGGUUUCAUUUUGAUUCACUACAUUUCAUGUAUUCUUGCAAAAGCUGGGAAAAAAAAUUUGUGAUUUACUGAUGUGAUACACUGCUUUUGUAUACUGCUGAGAUAUAUUUGUUCAUUCGCUGAGGGCUGUGUUCCGUUCGAGGAUUUGUAAAAGGGUUUGUGGAAGGAAAAGAAAAUGUAACGGAUUUCUGUUCGAAGAUUGAAA